Molecule: messenger RNA, 1006 nt
Organism: Chelonoidis abingdonii (Abingdon island giant tortoise)
Lineage: Eukaryota; Metazoa; Chordata; Testudines; Testudinidae
Source: RefSeq, a predicted model, not a curated record
AUGGGGAAGCUCCUGGGGGCGGGGCUCUGGCACACUGUGACGGGGGAGCCGGGGCUGAGCAGUUGCUCCCUGGUUGUCCAUGUGCCGCUAGCAGCGCUGGAGCCUUCCGAGCCAGAGCGGAGCCGCUGUUCUCAGCUGCAGCCAGGAUCUGCCCGCGGCCCCGCUGGGAUCCAGGGGCUGGUGACCUUCGAGGAGGUGGCUGUGUAUUUCACCAGGGAAGAGGGGGCUCUGCUGGACCCCUCUCAGCGAGCCGUUUACAGAGACGUCAUGCAGGAGAACUAUGAGACUGUGACCUCGCUGGGGUUUCCAGUUUCCAAACCCUCUGUGAUCUCCCAGCUGGAAGGAGGGGAAGAGCUGUGGGUCCUGGAUCUCCAGGGUUCAGAGGAAAGUGAGAUCUCGAGAAGUCCCUGCACGGGUGAUGGGGUGGUGAGGGAGAACAAGGGGCAGAAUCCUCACCAGGAAGAUGCUGAGCUAGCCGAAGCGCAUGGGGAAUUACUGCGAAGAUCCAAAGGGAAUGUCUCCAGGUGCCAUGAGCUGGGAAAAGCUAGUGAAAGUUACCACAGACCAGAGAGAGAGCAGGGAAACCAUUCAGAGGAGAGAGUGGAUGAACCCAUUAAUUGUCAGAGAACUCACAGGGACCUCAAGGAAACUACAUCCCAGAAGAAAAUCCUCAGGGAAAAGAGAGAGAAUACAUGCAGUGAGUGUGGAAAAAACUUCAAUUACCGCUCAGCCCUUAUUCGACAUGAGAUAAUCCACACAAAAGAGAGACCCUACGAAUGCUAUGAGUGUGGGAAAAGCUUCAAUCGUCCCUCUGCCCCGCACUACACCCACCACUGGAUAGAAUCACCACCUGAAGACAAGCUGUCUUGACCCAGGGGACAGAUUUCUCCCUCUCCCAAACCCUCUGCCUUCUUCCUUAUGCGGCCACACACCCUGCAACAGCUGGUCCAAGUCCUGUCCCUCCCCCACCACCUCUGCCUAAGGCUCUGGGAGGGAGUUUGGGUGC